Prunus avium (sweet cherry) is the source of this 923-nucleotide messenger RNA. RefSeq names its product emp24/gp25L/p24 family/GOLD family protein. The record is from RefSeq and is a predicted model, not a curated record. NCBI's taxonomy places the organism in Eukaryota, Viridiplantae, Streptophyta, Magnoliopsida, Rosales, Rosaceae.
UUCACGGCAACAGCAAAACCAGAAACGCCAUUGAAUUGUUUGAGACUCACACAAAGGCCACCGAGCUUCCUCUUCUUCAAGCUUGAUUAGAGUUUGAAACUCUCAGACCCGAAAACAAAAAAAACAAAAACAAAAAUUGAAGAAAAAUGGAGGGGAGGCAGAAAGAGUGGAGCAGAAAGGCUUUGAUGUUAAUGGGUCUUCUUCUUGUGAGCUUCGUCGGGAAAAUCGCAUCUCUUUCGGUGACAGUAAACGACAUCGAAUGCGUAUACGAGUACGUGCUCUACGAAGACGACACCGUUUCGGGGAACUUCGUGGUGGUCGAUCACGAUAUUUUCUGGGGCAGCGAUCAUCCCGGCCUCGAUUUAAUCGUGACAUCUCCUGGGGGUAACACGGUGCACACUUCAAAGGGAACAUCUGGAGAUAAGUUUGAAUUUAAGGCCCCAAGAAGCGGAAUGUACAAAUUUUGUUUUCACAAUCCUUACUCAACACCAGAGACUGUCUCUUUUAACAUACAUGUUGGCCAUAUUCCCAACGAGCACAAUAUUGCCAAAGAUGAACAUCUAGACCCUAUAAAUGUUAAAAUUGCUGAGCUUAGAGAGGCAUUGGAGUCAGUUACAUUAGAGCAGAAGUACUUGAAAGCACGUGAUGUUCGGCAUCGUCAUACAAAUGAGAGCACAAGGAGGCGUGUUGUGAUGUAUACAGUGGGAGAGUAUAUAGCGCUGGCUGCUGCGAGUGCUUUGCAAGUCGUAUACAUUCGCAAGCUUUUUGGCAAAUCAGUUGGAUACAAUCGGGUUUGAGCUGCUUGGUUCUUCAUGUUGUUGUCUAAUUUAACAACAGUAGGGGCCUUGCAUAGUAUUUCAGAUACUUCUUUUGUGUAACAAAUUAUUAAAUAUUUAUAUUACUUGGUUCUUGGUUUUCAAAUA